This is a messenger RNA of Gryllus bimaculatus (two-spotted cricket), 438 nucleotides long. Lineage: Eukaryota; Metazoa; Arthropoda; Insecta; Orthoptera; Gryllidae. The record is from the annotation of a GenBank genome assembly.
AUGCGCCUGGACAGCAUCCCGGCGGCGCUGCGCGACCUGAGUAACCAGCUGGCCCCGGCCCCCGCGCCCGCCUCGGCCUCCACGCCCACGCACCGGCCGCGCUCGUCGCUCGUCAAGACGCCCGUGUCGGCCGGCCGGCGCCCGCGCAACAGCGCCGCCAAGGCACGCCGCGCACGCACCCCCAGGUCUCCAUGCGGCGGCGACAGGGACUCGGACGGCGGGGUGGCGCCUCUGCCCCCGUCGCCGGCGCCCACCCUGCCCCCGCGGCUGCCGCCGGCGCGCCCGGCCCCCUCGCGCCCCCCCUGCCGUCUCGCCCCCGCGCCGCGCCCCUCCCCCUUCCCCCGCGCGGGCGAGACGCUACUUUGUCCGUCCACCCACGACGAAAUCGCGGGGCCGCCGUUCCCGCUUUGCGCAUCGAGUACUCGCCGUUGUCCCUAG